AUGUCCAAGACCCACGUAAGCACAGUGGUCAAAGGCAGCAUGGGGUAUAUGGAUCCGGAAUACUAUCGACUUCAGCAGUUGACUGAAAAAUUCGAUGUGUACUCUUUUGGUGUAAUGUUGUGUGCAAGACCACCGUUGCUUUGUACGGUUGGAAAGAACCAAGUGAGCCUGGCGCAUUGGGCUCCAGAGUGUUAUCACAACAAAAUGUUUGAUCAGAUUGUUGAUCCGUUUUUGAAGGGUGUGAUCACGCUAGAGUGUCUAAAGAAAUUUGGUGAGAUUGUGGUGAAUUGUUUGCUUGAUGAUGGAACCGAAAGGCCAUCCAUGAACGAGGUAGUGUGGGGCCUUGAGUUGGCAUUACAAAUGCAAGAGAGCACCAACUAUAUCAGUUUUCAUGGAGAAAUGAACGGACCCCUCUUUCAAGAGUUGGCAAAAGGUGACAGUGACAACAUGUUUACAUUUAGUAGUGAAGGGGCAUUGAAUGCAAAAAGUACCGGUCCGAGCAUGAUAGAAAAUUUUGCUAAUAAGGAUUCUGAUUGUUUGUUGCCUAAGACUGUGUAUUCUCUUAAUGCAUGGUUGCAAGAGGAUGAUGAAAGAAUAUGA
Messenger RNA from Corylus avellana, 600 nucleotides. Lineage: Eukaryota; Viridiplantae; Streptophyta; Magnoliopsida; Fagales; Betulaceae. The record is from RefSeq and is a predicted model, not a curated record.